Monoraphidium neglectum is the source of this 195-nucleotide messenger RNA. RefSeq lists its product as hypothetical. Lineage: Eukaryota; Viridiplantae; Chlorophyta; Chlorophyceae; Sphaeropleales; Selenastraceae. The record is from RefSeq and is a predicted model, not a curated record. The annotation marks the transcript as partial. The transcript has a single exon.
GGCGCGUGGCGCAGCCGCCAGAACGCGGGCCUGCUGCUGGGCCUCCUGAACUCGUUCUUCCAGGGCGGCCUCAUGGCCCACAUGGAGCACGGCCUGCAGGACAGGGACCUGGCCGCCCCCCUGCACGUGGACGCCUGCCUCAAGCUCAUGGCCUCAAACACCACCGCACUCAACAGCAGCUUCACGCCCUUCUGA